Messenger RNA from Tarenaya hassleriana, 1465 nucleotides. Its product is annotated as pentatricopeptide repeat-containing protein At1g77360, mitochondrial-like. NCBI's taxonomy places the organism in Eukaryota, Viridiplantae, Streptophyta, Magnoliopsida, Brassicales, Cleomaceae. The transcript has a single exon. The record is from RefSeq and is a predicted model, not a curated record. Gene Ontology annotation, molecular function: protein binding. The coding region runs from base 1 to 1446 and encodes 481 amino acids.
AUGAUGAUCAGAAUUCUCAGCCAUCAAUCCAGAUCAUGUUGUAAAAAUGUUCUGUCAGUGAAGCUGUAUACUUCAGGUGAACCAAAGAGAGAUGUUUCGGAUAUGGCAAAGAGCAUAUGUAAAGUGAUGAUGUCGUCUCCACCAGCUGUUCUUGACACGGCUUUGGAUCAAAUCGGUCUUAGGGUUUCGCCUGAAGUAGUCGAGACUGUUCUGCAGAGAUUCAGGAAUGCUGGUUUGUUGGCAUACAGAUUCUUCCAGUGGGCCGAGAAGCAACGGAGUUACGAGCAUAGUGUUAGGUCCUACCACAUGAUGAUCGAGUCUACUGCCAAGAUUAGGCAGUAUAAGAUCAUGUGGGACCUCGUGAACUCCAUGAGAAAAAAGACGAUGCUAAAUGUCGAGACUUUUUGUAUCAUCAUGAGGAAGUAUGCCAGAGCACAGAAAUUGGACGAGGCGAUUUACGCGUUCAAUGUAAUGGAGAAGUAUGAUGUGCCUCCGAAUCUUGUGGCAUUCAAUGGGUUACUGAGUGCUUUGUGUAAAUCCAAGAACGUGAGGAAAGCUCAGGAGAUAUUCGACAACAUGAGGGAUAGGUUUACUCCAGACUCCAAAACUUAUAGCAUAUUGAUUGAAGGAUGGGGGAAAGCUCCGAAUCUGCCAAAGGCAAGGGAGGUUUUCCGAGAGAUGAUUGAUACGGGUUGUGACCCGGAUGUAGUGACGUAUAGUAUAAUGGUUGAUGUUCUUUGCAAGGCUGGUAGAGUUGAUGAAGCCCUUGGCAUUGUAAGAGGAAUGAAUCAAAGCAAAUGUGAGCCAAACUCCUUUAUAUAUAGUGUUCUUGUGCAUACUUAUGGAACUGAGAACCGGCUUGAAGAUGCUGUUGAUACGUUUCUCGAAAUGGAAAGAAGUGGAAUCAAAGCUGAUGUACCGAUGUAUAAUGCCUUGAUUGGUGCCUUUUGCAAAGCUAACAGGAUGAAGAAUGUUUACAGGGUUAUGAACGAGAUGGAAAGAAAAGGUGUGUCACCAAAUUCCAAGACUUGUAACAUCAUUCUAAGCCAUCUAAUGGGUAUCGGGGAUACAGAAGAAGUAAAAGGCGUUUUCCAAAAGAUGAUCAAACUGUGUGAGCCUGAUUCAGACACUUACACGAUGAUGAUAAAGAUGUUCUGCGAGCAGAAGGAGAUGGGGUUGGCGAGUAAGGUGUGGAAGUACAUGAGAACGAAAGGCGUUUUCCCGAGUAUGCACACUUUCUCUGUUCUUAUAAACGGGUUUUGUGAAGAGGGUAACACUAGGAAAGCUUGUGUUUUGUUGGAAGAGAUGAUCCAAAUGGGGAUAAGGCCUUCGGGUGGGACGUUCGGAAGAAUAAGGCAACUGCUCAUCAAAGAAGGUAGAGAAGAUGUGCUCAAUUUUCUUAAUGAAAAGAUGAACCUACUGCUCAAGGAACCUCUCUGUGAUUGAAAAACCUUUUGUGUUAAUA